This is a messenger RNA of Aspergillus versicolor CBS 583.65, 519 nucleotides long. RefSeq lists its product as uncharacterized. The coding region runs from base 1 to 519 and encodes 172 amino acids. The transcript has 2 exons. The record is from RefSeq and is a predicted model, not a curated record. Lineage: Eukaryota; Fungi; Ascomycota; Eurotiomycetes; Eurotiales; Aspergillaceae.
AUGUCCUCAGAUGACGCCUACAUGUCCUUUCUGAACAAGGCAAACGCAGAUCUUGAUAACGGGCGAUCACAACCAGCAGCCCAACAAUCCUCCGCCGCCCGUACAGAAACCGUGGACGUCAACGUCAAGGUUCCUACCCCGCUCACCUCUGUUGACGCAUACUACGUCUCCGACACGGACGAGCCCUUCGAACCUGUUGCAUUGAAGUGGGACGGCGCCAGGAAGGGAGCCUGGCCUGACGCUUCGCACUUCUCGAAACUCAUUUCAACGGAUACGGAUCUUUCGUCGUCUAUUGAGACGCUAUCGGCUACGUCGUUCGAUCCAAAGAACCAGUAUGCCUCUGCGUUGAAGGCGGUGCGUGCCGCAGCUGCCCAGGGCUCUGGCGGGGAUGAGUCUGCGGUUGAGGUGAAGGUUUAUCGGGUGGAGACUGGCAAGUCGAGGGUCGAGUACUAUGUUACGGCGUUGGAUGCGGAGGGUGGCUUAAUUGUUGGGCUGCGGGCUAAAGCUAUUGAGAGUUAG